UCGCUCUCGUCCCGCUACACCAGCUGCAGUGCAGCACUCCGCAGGCGGUGACCACGAAGCUCGCGGACGCCACACCGCACGCCUCUAUGGAUAUCAACGCAAGCGGGAGUGCAGUCAAGAAGCAAGAGGAGAUGGAUGUGAACGAUUCCAAGACCGUCAACAAGGACGGUAAACCAACGGCCCGAACACUGAAUAGAGUGCCUCGUGCCUGCAAUGCGUGUCGCAAGCAGAAAAUGAGGUGUGAGGGGGCCGAGAAUCCACCCUGCAGACGUUGUAGACAUGCUGGUCUCGAGUGUCUUUUCGAAAAGCCUCAGAGGGAGGCAAGUCUAACUGGCGAGGCGGGACUAGAGCGCAUUCGGAGUCUAGAGAACCAUGUCGCCGAAAUUCGAGCUUCUCAGACGGUUAUCCAGAACACUUUGACGGAAAUCGCAGCUCAUUUACGCGGCGGCUCACACUUCGCCGGACGUUCGCCGUCGGUGUACCCUCCGUCACUUACGCACCAGUCACCCAGUGUCCAUUCGAUUGGUUCCCCCGGAAUGUCGACACCUACGGUAGGCGGCCAUCCCCAGCUGCUGGUAGAUACGGCCCACACCCCAACCCCUGGCGGCAGCAGUGGCCACCCACAAUCACACAUGAUGAGCCGCCAACACAGAGACUCAAUCCCCUCUGCCACCUAUCAGAGCCCUACUCUGGGCGCAUUGGGCCACAGGGUUCCAGGCGCUGGGGACAUGCAUCCGCCUCAAGUCCCGUCAUACGGUCAGCAAGGGCAUUCAGGCCCGCACGGAACAACGUUGCCGCCAUUCUCAUCCCUCGAAACAAUGGGCCCACCCCGUGGACAACCAAGUAAUGUUUCAUCCAUGCGUUACCAUCCUGGGGACCACGGUCAGGGACAACGCCCGCUAGCUAGGAGUAUGAAUGGCCUAGAGGCGGCGUCAGGUUCCAAAAGAGCCCUUCCACCGUCAUCAAAUGUCACCAGUGCGGAUUCGACGGACGCAGAAGAUGAGGACGGCGAAUUGCCAGCUUCAGGGUUGGUCGCCCCGUGGGAAGUUCUUCGGGGCCUCGCUGAUGUCGCGAUUGAACGAGCCGCCCAGGAGAACGGGGAAGGGAGUGAGCCUCAAAGCCGACCACGGACGUCCUCUCCCGAACCACGCCACCCUCGCCCGGCGAAGCGCAGAAAAACAGCGCCCCAGAUCGUACAUACCAUCCUGCCUGAUGUUGUUACAAAGAAAAUUAUACCCGAGUCGGAAGCCCGCGAACUUUUCAGAAUCUUCUACCAUGGGUGUUCCACGUUCUUGCCCGUCUUCGACGCGAACGUUGACACAUAUGAGGAACUUCAUGAGCGUUCUCCUUUUGCGGUUGAUUGUAUUUGCAUGGUGGCCGCGCGAGUGCGAGAUGGUGGAGGUAUGUUACUCAUCACAAAAUUCAUUGAGCACAUGUCGACUGUUUGCCAAGGUGAACCCAGUGACACCUUCCUCAAGUGCCAAGAAGAGGUACAUGCCAUCUCAUGUGCCACCCUGUUCUCCCCAGUGAUGCGACAAGAGGCCGUGCAGGCGAUGGUACUGGUCUCUGGUUGGUCUGAUAACGGAUGGCUUCCUGGUGGGCACGCUGUGCGCAUGGCCAUGGAAAUCUCGAUGCACAGAGCGUGGCCAGAGCUUCUCAAAAGAAUGAAGGCAAAUAAGGCAUCGACGUCCCCGAAGGAAAGGCAGUUAAUGGUCUCCGCACGCACAUGGUUCUGUCUAUACAUUUUCGAGCACCAGAUGUCCUACGGAACUGGCAGGCCAGCCAUACUUAAAGAUGACGAGAGCAUAUGGAACUGUCGGCUGCUUUUGCAGCACCCGCUUGCUAUUGAAGAUGACAUGCGUCUGGUAUCCAUGGUCGAGCUGAUGGCGAUUCGCGAGAGAAUACACAACAAUUUGGCUCCGCUCUUCGAAAGACCGGUCGACGAGCAUACCUUCCAAGUCCUGCGUGAUGGCGAUCUGGAGUUUCGUAAUUGGUACCAGACAUGGGAUCAAGCAUUCUCCCAGAAGUACGAGGAUGCCGCCUUCUACAGACAGAGCCUGCAGAUUCAGCAUCUAACCGCGGAGCUGUUCCACAAUGCGACGGCGUUAAGGGGCAUUGAUGGACCUGAAGACAUGCAAAAAAUGCUACCUGGCCAGAGAGAACUCGCUAUUCGGUCUAUCCAAAUUGGUCGUCAAAUCCUCGAUAUUACUGUGAACUCGCCGGCGUAUCGGGAGGGUAUGAAAUAUGGUAGGCUGUCCCGACGGACUGUUCCGCAUCUAGCUGACUGUCUGCUAGCGGUUCACUACACACACGCCACUGCAACGUUCUCGGCCUCGUUCUUGCUACGUCUAGCUCGUCUGUUCCCGGAUCAAUGCGAUGUCAAUGAAAUCAGAAUGCUGGUCGAGCACCUCGCAGCUUUGUUGUCGGAAGUGCCCGGCAAGCGGUAUGCAUUCACACUCCAACUCAUGCUUAAGCGCUUCAAGAGACGCAAGGCGAGCUCAAUGUCUCGUUCGCCUCAGCUUCCUCGCCCUGGCCACCGUAGUGGUGAAAGUUCACACUCUCAAGACAUGACGGUGGGACAUCCGAUAUCUCAGCAUCCGCACGCACAAAAUCAAGCAAUGUCACCGACGUACGAUGCAACUUUCGCGGCACACUCCGAACCGAUGGGCCAUAUGGGCCCUAAUAUGCAGCAGCAAUACUUUGCGCAGUAUGGCGGCACUGGAAACGUUGAGAGCAUCUGGCGCGGCUUCGAAUCGACUUCCAUCGAGCAGUUGCCUGUAUGGCUAUCAGACCAGAGCCUUGGUGGGGCUUCAUUCUCUCAGCACGGCAUUGAUGCCUUCUUAUUGCCUAACGAUUACCUCCCGCCUGCGCCUCAGAUUUGGUAAUGUGCCCUGCGUGGGCAGCAUUUUCUUCUUCGUUAAUUUGUACCAUACAUCGCUUUGCUCUGCCCUUACCGGUUCUUCGAGGAUUGACUAAUCCAUGCACUGCCGCUUUCUUCGGAGACUGUAUUGAUGUUCAGAUACCACGUAUGUUCGCAUGUACUCCCUGUCAUUUACGCACUUUCUGUAGUACCCUGGAUGUAUUGACCUUCCCCAUUCGUUGUAAUCCCAUUACGCUUAUGUCCUUCGCCGAU
This is a messenger RNA of Phanerochaete carnosa HHB-10118-sp, 3133 nucleotides long. RefSeq lists its product as uncharacterized. Gene Ontology annotation, molecular function: transcription cis-regulatory region binding; DNA-binding transcription factor activity, RNA polymerase II-specific; zinc ion binding. Gene Ontology annotation, biological process: DNA-templated transcription; regulation of DNA-templated transcription. The transcript has 13 exons. The record is from RefSeq and is a predicted model, not a curated record. The coding region runs from base 87 to 2885 and encodes 932 amino acids. NCBI's taxonomy places the organism in Eukaryota, Fungi, Basidiomycota, Agaricomycetes, Polyporales, Phanerochaetaceae. Gene Ontology annotation, cellular component: nucleus.